AUGUUUCCUAGCUGCAGCUACAGCAGCCCUAGCCACUUCCCCAACCCCACCAUACAACAACACUCCUUACCUCCAGGCCCUCCUCUUGCUGCAGCAGCAGCAGCAGCAACAGCAACAGCAGCAACAGCAGCAACAGCAGCAGUAACCGCAGCAGCAUUACCUGCAGCACCUACAGCAGCAACUGCAGCAGCAGCAGCAACUGCAGCAGCAACAGCAGCACAAACUGCAGAAGCUAUAGGCACGCCCACAUAUAUACGAACGCAGCACCAGCAGCAGCAGCAAACGCAGCAGCAACCACAACAACAAAAGCAGCAACAGCAACUGCAGCAGCAGCAGCAGCAAACUAUCUUCCAUCUUGGCACUCCUACAGCAACAGACGCAACGAGGGGCAGCAACAACGAACUCUCACAAAAAGUAUCUGAUCCUGACGAAGAUCCUAACAGUCCCCUCAAUUGCCUCGACGACUGCCUCGGUUGUUCAACAGAUCUGCAGCAGCAGACCCCUUCGCUAUAUAUAGGCAGCAGCAGCAGCAACAGCAGCAACAGCAGCAGCAGCAGCAACAGCAGCAACACCUUUUGCUGCACUACAGAGGAGGGGAGCGACUGUGGCAGCAGCAACAUCGGCAGCGACCUCAGCAGCAACAGCACGAAUAAGCUAAAUAGGCAUCAGUUGCUGCAGCAGCACAAACAGCAUCAGCAGCAGCAGCAGCAACAAGAGCAUCAGCAGCAGCAGCAGCAACCGUGGCAACGCUUACCAUUGGAUGCACAUGCUGCUGAUGGUCCACAAGGAGUGGGUCAUCUGCAGCAACAGCAGCAGCAACAGCAGCAACAACAGCAGCAUCAAAUUCUGCAUCAGCAGCAGCAACUAUACCCGCAUCUGCAGCAGCAGAAUGGAGUCCUGCAGCAGCAGCAGCAACAGCAGCAGCAACAACAACAGCAGCAAGAUUGCGGUGUUAUAAGUGGUGCAUGCAGUGGUCUUCCAGGACCCUCUUGGGGUUGGGGAGUUUCUGCUGCUGCUGCUGCUGCUCCUGCUGCUGCUCCUGCUGCAGGCAGCCCUGCAGUAACAGCAGCAGCAGCAGGUAAUAAAGUUGGUGCAGCAGAAGCAGCAGGUGGUGAUUCUAAUCAAUCUUUUGUUUUAGUAGAGGACGACGACCAAGAGGAGGAGGACCAACAGCAACAGCAGCAACAGCAGCAACAGCAGCAACAGCAACAGCAGCAGAUGCAGCAGCAGCAGCAGCAGCAGCAACAGGUAGGUAUUGGUUUUGGAGACACACGGCAUGCAAUAAUACUCCGUGAUAAAUACACACCAGGAGACCAGCAGCAGUAUGCUAUGCUGCAGCAACAGCAGCAGCAGCAGCAGCAGCAUAGAUUUUCUCUGCAGCAGCAGCAGCAGCAUAUGGACUAUAAUAUGAUGGCGAACUGUUCUCCUCCUCAGCCUCAUGAAGGAGCAGCAGCAGCAACAGCAGCAACAGCAGCAGGAACACGAUUAACUGCAGCAGGGAAUAUGAAUUGCAUACAACAACAACACCACCAACAACAACAACAACAGCAACAGCAGCAACAGCAGCAGCAACAACAACAGCAGCAACAACCUGGCAGCAGCCCAUGGCAACAACUAUGCGGGAAGUUACAACCUCAACAGCAGCAGCAACAGCUGCAGCAACAGCUGCAUCCCCAUCAUCAUCAACAGCAGCAGCAGCAACAGCAGCAACAGAAUCUAUGGCCUACAGAUAAUACUAAUCGUUGGCCAUCAACAGCAACAGCAGCAACACCACCAACAGCAGCAACAGCAGCAGCAACAGCAGCAACAGCAACAACAACAACAUCAUCUCCAUCAACACAUUGGCCAGGAGAGAACCCAGCAGCAGCACGAGAGGCAGCCUUGGCUUGGCUCAUGCAGCAGCAGCAACAGCAACAGCAGCUGCUGCUGAAGCAGCAGAAACAGGAGCAGCAGGACCACCACCACCACCAGCAGCAGCAGCAGCAGCAGCAGCAGCAUUCAGAUUGCGGCACUUCUAUGUUAGCAGCAGCAGAUAUGGGUAUGGAUAAACAAUCUGCUGCUGCUGCUGUUGCUGCUGCUGCUGCUGCUGCAUUUGAUGAUGGGGAGGACAUUAAGAAGGGUUGCUCAUCCCCCAACAACAGCAGCAACAGCCCAACAGCAGCAGCAGCAGCAACAGCAGCAGCAGCAACAGCAGCAGACAGGUUAGAUGAACAAUUUACUCCUUCUAAGAGGAAAAUUGCUGCUGCUGCUGAUGGGCCUCUGCCCUUCCGAGUUAAGGGGGAGGACGGGGUCAGCAGCAGCAGCAGCAGCAGCAGCAGCAGCAGCAGCAACAGUAACAGUGGUGUCAAUGCUGGUAAAGAUGAUGGCAACUGUGCGCCACAGCAACAGCAACAGCAACUGCAACAGCAGCAGCAGCAAGACGGUGCGGAGCCUGCUGCUGCUGCUGCUGCCGCUGCUGCUGGUUCUCCCGUGUAUCACUUGUGGUCUCCAGAGCAGCAGCAAGAUGGAGGCCCGCAGCAGCUGCUGCUGCAAGAGGAGGAGCAGCAGCAAGAGCACCAGCAACAAAGCAGCAGCGAGCUCCUGCUGCAGCAAACCUCCCAGUGUGGGGCGCAGCAGCAAAGAUUGGUUGUUGCUGCUGCAACAGAACUCUGUGGAUCUCGUUAG
Eimeria maxima is the source of this 2664-nucleotide messenger RNA. RefSeq lists its product as hypothetical. The transcript has 4 exons. The coding region runs from base 1 to 2664 and encodes 887 amino acids. NCBI's taxonomy places the organism in Eukaryota, Apicomplexa, Conoidasida, Eucoccidiorida, Eimeriidae. The record is from RefSeq and is a predicted model, not a curated record.